Tympanuchus pallidicinctus (lesser prairie-chicken) is the source of this 1705-nucleotide messenger RNA. RefSeq names its product solute carrier family 39 member 14 (gene SLC39A14). Lineage: Eukaryota; Metazoa; Chordata; Aves; Galliformes; Phasianidae. Gene Ontology annotation, molecular function: zinc ion transmembrane transporter activity. Gene Ontology annotation, cellular component: membrane. The transcript is spliced from 9 exons. The coding region runs from base 127 to 1566 and encodes 479 amino acids. Gene Ontology annotation, biological process: intracellular zinc ion homeostasis; zinc ion import across plasma membrane. The record is from RefSeq and is a predicted model, not a curated record.
UGGGGCCGGCAUCGCUCCCAGCGGGGCUCUUCUCUCCCUCAGGGCCUCUGGAGCUGCAGCCCCACCACAGCCGCGUCCUGCUGCUCGGCACGCUCACAGCGCGUUCGUCCCCCCGCAGCUCGCACCAUGCCCAGCCCCGCCGCGCUGCCGCUGCUGCUGCUGCUGUCCCUGCGCUGGGUGCCGGCGGGCGGCGACGCGCUGCUCCCCCCGCUGUCGGCCGCGUCGUUCCUGCAGGAUCUCCUGCGGCGCUACGGGGAGGGCGAAGCGCUGAGCCUGGAGCAGCUGAAGGCGCUGCUCAACCGCCUGGACGUGGGAGUGGGGCGCGGCAACGGCUCGCAGCCCCGCGCCAACGUGUCCCAGUGCUUCAGCUCGGCCGAGCUGUUCGCCGCGCACAACCUGAGCGAGGGCUCCGUGCUGGGCGCCGCGGAGCUGCGCGCCUUCUGCCCCGCCGUCCUGCAGCAGCUCGAGUCGGCGGCGUGCGCUGCCGAGAACCUGGAGAACGAGGAGAACGAGCAGACGGAGGAGAGCAGACCCAGCUCGGCUGAAGUCUGGGGUUACGGGUUCCUCUGCGUCACCGUCAUCUCCCUGUGCUCGCUGGUGGGAGCCAGCGUGGUGCCCUUCAUGAAGAAGACAUUUUACAAGCGGCUGCUCCUCUACUUCAUAGCUCUGGCGAUUGGAACUCUCUACUCCAACGCCCUCUUCCAGCUCAUUCCCGAGGCGUUCGGCUUCAACCCUCAAGAAGAUUAUUACGUCUCCAAAUCCGCCGUGGUGUUCGGGGGCUUCUACCUGUUCUUCUUCACGGAGAAGAUCCUGAAGAUGCUGCUGAAGCAGAAGGACCCGCACCACCACGGGCACAGCCACUACGGCGCCGAGGCUCUGCCCUCCAGGAAGGACCGGGAGGAAGGCGUCACCGAGAAGCUGCAGAACGGGGACCUGGACCGCAUGAUCCCGCACGUCAGCAGCGAGAUGGAGUGCAAGAGCCCUGCUGGCGACGGGAAGGUCGUGGUGGGAUCGCUGAGCGUCCAGGACCUGCAGGCCUCGCAGAGCGCCUGCUACUGGCUGAAGGAGGUGCGCUACUCCGACAUCGGCACGCUGGCCUGGAUGAUCACCCUGAGCGACGGGCUGCACAACUUCAUCGACGGCUUGGCCAUCGGGGCCUCCUUCACCGUGUCGGUCUUCCAAGGCAUCAGCACCUCCGUGGCCAUCCUCUGCGAGGAGUUCCCGCACGAGUUGGGGGAUUUUGUCAUCCUGCUGAAUGCUGGCAUGACCAUCCGCCAGGCGCUCUUCUUCAACUUCAUCUCGGCCUGCUGCUGCUACGUGGGGUUGGCCUUCGGCAUCGUGGCCGGCAGCCACUUCUCUGCCAACUGGAUCUUCGCCCUGGCCGGGGGGAUGUUCCUGUACAUCGCGCUGGCCGACAUGUUCCCCGAGAUGAACGAGGUGAGCCGGGAGGACGAGCAGAACGGCAGCGCGCUCGUCACCUUCGCCAUCCAGAACGCGGGGCUGCUGACGGGCUUCAGCAUCAUGGUGCUGCUCACCAUGUACUCGGGGCAGAUCCGCAUCGGGUAGGCCGGCCCACGGCGGAGCCCUGCGCCAGUUUUCCCUUUAUUUUGGGGGGGGGGGUUGGGGGGAGUUUUUUCUUUCCUUUUCCUGCUGCAAACAUCCGUCGGUGGCCGUGCAGGCGCUGGCGUCACGGAACGCUACAGAA